Messenger RNA from Funneliformis caledonium, 697 nucleotides. NCBI's taxonomy places the organism in Eukaryota, Fungi, Glomeromycota, Glomeromycetes, Glomerales, Glomeraceae. The record is from the annotation of a GenBank genome assembly.
UUUCCUGGAUUCCAUACAAUACUUUUCAUGUGAAAGAACUAUUUCUACAAAGUUAGAUUUGCAAGCAGUUGAUUAUAAGGCAGAUGGAGUUGCGGAAUUUCUAAAACGGCCCAAUCAGAUCCCAGUAUUUUUACUUGAAGUUUCGGGAGACCCUUCUAAACCGGACUUUGAUAAAUUCAGCGACGACAGACAAAAAUUAAUGAAGGAAGAUGUUUUCGCUUUAAAUAAGUUCAUGAUGAGAACUAACCUGCCAACUUGGGAAGUAACAAACUCGAAAUUGGCCAAAUGGUCUACAUCGUACGUAACUGGGUUCACACCAAACCGACCUAGAGUUGUGACGUUUGCUGAGUUUUUACCUAAUGUAUCAAAAGAGGAGACGAAUAGACAAGGGAAUACGACAAGAGGAAGGGGAAAAGGUCGAGGUCAAGGUCGAGGAAAGAGAGGUUUGACUAAAAUUUUUCUGGUUGCAGGCUCGAGUCAAAGAUUCGCAAAUAUCAUUUCUGUAAUUCGCCAACAAUUUACUAGUAUCGUUGAUUUAACUAUGUGUUUGAAAAAUUAUACAUUAGAUCAGAUGUGUAGUAUUAUAUCCGUUGAAAUUCUCAAACUUGGGAUGGGAAAACUUGGAAGUGAUAUAAUAAAAAGUUUUUACCAUGGGGCUAAUAUAAAAAGCGAAAACUUAGAGAAAAUAGGUGCUUAG